Molecule: messenger RNA, 2604 nt
Organism: Anguilla anguilla (European eel)
Lineage: Eukaryota; Metazoa; Chordata; Actinopteri; Anguilliformes; Anguillidae
Gene: zcchc4
Product: zinc finger, CCHC domain containing 4
Exons: 13
Coding region: 154-1665 (503 amino acids)
Biological process (GO): rRNA methylation
Cellular component (GO): cytoplasm; nucleolus
Molecular function (GO): nucleic acid binding; zinc ion binding; rRNA (adenine-N6-)-methyltransferase activity
Source: RefSeq, a predicted model, not a curated record
AUAUAUCCGCGACAAGAACUGACACACCAUAGAGAUUUACCAGAGAGUCAUGGAGGCGUUGUGGCGAUAUGUCAGUUUAUAGUGAAAGUGUGUUUUUAUUUUUACACAACGAUAUUUUUACGUUACGUAACGGGAAUAUUUCGAGAAUUGGCUAUGGAUUCUGAAUUCUCCGAUGGCGAAGGGUUUGGAAUUGAAGUGAUUAUAGAUGCUAAAGACGGAAAAGCACCAUGUUGUCCCCAUGGCCCCACGCUGCUAUUUGAGAAGCUGUGCGGAGGGGGAGAGACGCAGGGCAGGCGCUUCUACGCCUGCUCCGCCUGCAGAGACAGAAAAGACUGCAGCUUCUUCCAGUGGGAGGAUGAGAAGGUUUCCCAGGCUAGGCUCUUGGCCCGAGAGAAGGAAAAUCAAUCAAAGCAGCCUCCUUAUUCUCAUCAGGAAUACUGCUCCAGGUUCAGGGAGUUUGUGUCCUUGCCCCUGGACCAGAGGAGGUUCUGCCAAGACUGUCAGCUCCUGCUUCUCCCCAAUGAGUGGAGCGAGCACGCCACUCACAGGGCGCUCGGUGAUGACAUCACAGUGGCCCGUCUGAGGAGGCCGAGCCUGCUGCUGUGUCCCCUGGAGAACAAGAAGAGCAAUGCGCAGUACCUGUUCGCUGAUCGCAGCUGCCACUUCCUGCUGGACCUGCUGGCCAGUUUGGGGUUCAGCAAGGUGCUCUGUGUUGGGACUCCCCGGAGUUCCUCUGUGCAUUUGACCUCCAGACUCCAUGAGCUGAUGAAGAUCCGCAACCAGGAAACAGGAAAGGAAGUUCUGAGGAGCCUCCUACUGGACAUUGAUUUCAGGUAUGCUCAGUUCUACAGCCAAAAGGAAUUUUGCCACUAUAACAUGUUCAACCACCACUUUUUUAACCCUGAGGGCGCUGAAGCCGUUUUUAAGGCCUUCUUGAGCGAGGAAGGCCCUGAGAAGGUUGUCAUGGUGACCGACCCACCAUUCGGAGGGCUGGUGAAACCCCUGGCGCACAGUUUCUCCCGAAUCUCGAACACGUGGAAGACCCUCCAGGGUCCAGAGAGCAGCAGUAAGGAGAUGCCCAUUGUCUGGAUCUUCCCCUACUUCUUUGAGUCCCGCAUCUUGGAAUGCUUCCCCUCCUUCUCCAUGUUGGAUUAUCAGGUGGACUAUGACAAUCACCCUCUCUACAAGCACGGGAAGACGGGGCGCCGCCAGUCCCCCGUCCGGCUCUUCACCAACCUCUGUCCCCGAAACGUGGUUCUGCCCGAGAGCGAGGGGUACAGGUUCUGCUCUGUCUGCGAGAGGUACGUGUCCUCGGGGAACCGGCACUGCCCCGUCUGUGACGCCUGCACCUCGAAGGACGGGCGGGAGUGGAGGCACUGCGCGCCGUGUAAUAAGUGCGUAAAACCCUCCUGGCUCCACUGCUCUGCGUGUGGCCGGUGUGCCCUGCCGGACCACCCCUGUGGGAGGGGCCAGACUGGCUGCUUCACGUGCAGCAGCCUGGGGCACAAGCGCAGGGCGUGUCCUCACAGUGGCAAACUCAGAGAGAACAGAGGUCAGGCCGCAGGGAGGAGACCCGGAGCAAACCUGUCCAAACAGAUCGCCAGCAGAGUCGCAGUCAGAAAGGGCAAACCAUCUCGCACAUCAAAGGCACACAAAGUCACGUGACCUCCCCGUGCCGCAGUUCCUGCAGAACGCAUGUUUGUACGUGUAUAUGCAUCUUGGAAGUGCUCAAAAUAUUUUGUAUUAAAGAUUUUUCUUCUUCUGUAGAUAACAGUUUGCUUUUUGCAUCUCAAAUGGUAUAUAGAGAACAAAUUAAUUAAUGGUAUUUCAUGUGAAAGUAUUCACAAUCAGUUAUUGUGAAAACAGAUUCUUUUUGGAAUAUAUAUAUAUAUAUAGUAGUUCUGGGAGCACAGAAACUAAAUUAAGGUCUGUAAACACUCCAGUCUCAUUCCUAUUCUAUCAUGUCAUAUACAUAGUCUUUGCAGUGCAUUGAAUAAAAUGGGCUUCUCGUAAAUAGCAUUACUCAAACCACAGAAAAUAAAACAUCUCAUAAUAAACUCUUGGCCAUGAGCAGAGCUCCACUAACAGUUUACAUGCAGGUUGAUUACAAGGCCGUUCAUGUUUGAAUAGAUGUAGCGUAGUCGUGGGGUUUUUCCAGCGAUCAUACUGGUUCUCCUCCACCAGGGGGCAGAGUGCUACAGGAAUGCUAGAAUGCAAAGCGAACUAACAUGGCAUUGCAGGUUCCCACAUCCUGUUUAUGUGUGGUCAGUUUAAAAGGCUAAUAUUCAUGUUUCUCUCUUUAUGUGAAAGACCUCAGUGGGAAUGUAUCUGAGUUUUGUGGUAACCAGUAAGGUGCUACUGUGAAGCUGUUACCCCGACUAACAUGUUGAUGUGAUUGGCCCAAAAGUGCCGUCUGGUGGCUGUAAAUGUAGUACUGGCAUGCUGAGCAGAUUUAUGCUGGCAUUUAAUGUCAACUGUUGUUUUUUUUUCCUGAACAGCUGGGUUAUAAGGCUGUUUUUGAUGACUGUAUUUUGUAAUUCUGGCAAUACUGACUGCCAAACAUGCUUUGGCUACAAUUAAAACAUAAAAGUGUAGAUAAAAGUA